AAGAAUGAGUGAGUGUGUGUGUGUGUGUAAAGACUGGUCUUUCCAGCUGGGGGACAGUCACACACAGACGAUCAGCAAAUUAAACGCAAGUGAAGUCUAUUUAUAUCACGCUUUUAACAACACGCACGCACGCACACACACACACACACACACCACAGCUUUAUAUUAAAAUAUUUUAAACAUAUGAACUCAUUUUAUCCCUAAAUAAAUAAAUAAAUAAAUAAAUCCCUGAUGAUGAAGCCUGAGGCGAUGGUGAUGAGGAGCAACUAACUGACACAAGGAAGAAACCUCGAGAGGAACUCCAAAUGGAACUCAUCUCCAUCUGGGUGAUAACAGGUAGUGUGAUUAUAAAUAACUCAUUUCUGUAAAUGUAUGUCCUAUAGAGUCACAAAGAAACUCGUUACAGCUUGACAGGAAGUCUGUUUAGAAAACCACAUCAUGACCUGGUUUGUAAAACAGACAGAAGGUCUCCUGUUAUAUCCGCCUUUAACUGCUGGCCCUCCUUUCUGAUGAAUGACGUGAACCGCGCGAGACGGAAAUAAGGGGGUGUGUUGAUUAAAGUGAGUGGGGGAGUGUGCAGUGGUGUGCAGUGGUGUGCAGUGCAGUGGUGUGCAGCGGAUUCGCCCUCAUUAGCAGCUGUGCAGAACAGCAUGGAGGCAGCAGGCGGUCCGAGUGAAGUCUCUCUGAAAGGGAAGAGAAACGCGCACAAAGCGGCGGUGAUCCUGGCGCGAGGAGGCAGUAAAGGGAUCCCCCUGAAGAACGUGAAGGUCCUGGCUGGAGUUCCUCUCAUCGGCUGGGUGAUCAGAGCAGCACUCGACUGCGAGCUUCUCGACAGCGUCUGGGUGUCGACAGACCAUGAUGAGAUUGAGAGGAUUGCCAAACUCUGGGGUGCUCAGGUGAUUCGCCGGAGCCCUGAAGUGUCCAAAGACUCGUCCAGUUCAGUGGACACCCUCCGCGAGUUCAUCAAAUUGAGGCCAGAGGUGGACAUUAUCUGUCACAUCCAGGCCACGUCUCCAUGUUUGCACCCGUACCACAUUAAAGAUGCAUUAGAGAUGAUCACGGAGGAGGGAUAUGACUCGGUGUUUGCUGUGGUGCGCCGACAUCAGUUCCGCUGGACUGAGGUGAAGAAGGAAGAGGAUAAGAAUCCUGUUUCUCUGAACCUGGACACCACCAAGAGGCCACGCCGUCAGGACUGGCCAGGCGAGCUCUAUGAGAACGGCUCCUUUUACUUCACCAGGAGGGAACUUUUGGAGAAGGGCUUACAGCAGGCUGGCAGAUUGGCCUACUAUGAGAUGCUUCCUGAGCACAGCGUGGAUAUUGAUGUGGACAUUGACUGGCCUGUCGCAGCAGAAAGAGUCCUCAGGUUCGGUUAUUUCGGACGGGAUAAACCUGCAGUGUUCAGGUUGCUGUUCUGCUCUGUGUCCGGCUGUCUGACUGAUGGACAGGUUUACAUGUCGGUCUCUGGGGAGGAGCUGGUGUCCAUCAAUACACAGGACCUCAGUGCCAUUCGCCUGCUGCAGAGCGAGAACAUCGAGGUGAUCCUGAUCUCCUCCAGCAAUGACCCAGUGUCUGAGGUUCUGUCUGAAAAGCUUGCUCAGCGUGCAGGAUGUGUUCUCCGCUCCAGAGUUGAGAACAAACAGUCUGAAGUCGAGAGUUUGAUGAAAGAGCGAGACCUGCAGUGGGGAGACGUGGCCUACUUUGGUAUGGAUCUGCAGGAUGUGGAGUGUUUAUCCAAGGCUGGAUUUAGUGGGGUUCCUCCAGGAGCGCCUGCUGCCUUGGUCAUCGCCUGCAAAUAUAUCUGCAAGAACGGCGCGGGCCGCGGAGCGCUGUAUGAGUUUAGUAAUUACCUUCUACAACUGAAGAAGAAAGCCACUUCAUCCCCAGAUCAGGACAAGAUUGAUAGGAAGAAUUUUUAGAGGGAAUAAAGUGUGGGGUUUUUGCCAUGUUGGAUUUCAAAGGUGUUCAUUUAAAUUCUGUCCCCCCCCCCAAAAAAAAAUUCUGUUCUUGGUUGGUGGUUUGGUGGGCUGUUAUUUUGAUUAAUCACUGGUGGUGAUUUUUAGGGUUGUUAUUAUAUAAUUAAAUGUGUGAAUGCUCAACUUGUGGUGGGAUGUUACACCUUCAAAAUCCAAAGUUGCGGUGUAGUGUCCUCUAAAACCACUGGUGAUUUUAGUCAGAACGAUGAUUCACAAACACUGAAUUCAUACAACGUGCACUGUGUCUAUGGGCUGUAUGUAGGAUUCAUAAAAUGAAACCCAAAUCAAAUGACAUUAAAUGCAAUAAUUACAGUAAA
This is a messenger RNA of Neoarius graeffei (lesser salmon catfish), 2290 nucleotides long. Its product is annotated as N-acylneuraminate cytidylyltransferase B-like. Gene Ontology annotation, molecular function: N-acylneuraminate cytidylyltransferase activity. The coding region runs from base 651 to 1916 and encodes 421 amino acids. The transcript has 8 exons. Lineage: Eukaryota; Metazoa; Chordata; Actinopteri; Siluriformes; Ariidae. The record is from RefSeq and is a predicted model, not a curated record.